Salvia miltiorrhiza (redroot sage) is the source of this 1829-nucleotide messenger RNA. Its product is annotated as probable glycosyltransferase At5g03795. The record is from RefSeq and is a predicted model, not a curated record. Gene Ontology annotation, molecular function: glycosyltransferase activity. Bases 347 to 1744 code for a protein of 465 amino acids. NCBI's taxonomy places the organism in Eukaryota, Viridiplantae, Streptophyta, Magnoliopsida, Lamiales, Lamiaceae. The transcript has 4 exons.
ACGCAUCCCUUGUAAAAUUACGAUAAUGGGCCCUGUUUGACGUAUUGAUUGAGCAAAUAUCGUCCCUUGUUUUUUUAGAACUGAUAUAUCGUCUCUUGUUAAACAAAAAAAAUAUACUCCACUAAAUUAAUGACCACGUCACUCUCGUUUGUCCUGUUCGAGCAUUGAAAUUUGAUGAAAAUGGCGAUGGGUAGCUGAAACUGCAAGGAAAUACAGGUCGUUUGACUCCUUUCCCCACACACAUGCCGAAUUCAUGGGAAAGAUGAAACAUAACACACUCGCCUCCAUUUAGUUUAAUAUUAAGGUAACCGCGACACGCGAAAGAGGAAGACGACGACAAUUCAAGAUGGCGGAUCCCUCCUCCUUUUCUUCUUCACCGAAGCUCGUCUAUUUUGUACUCAUUCCGUUGCUCAUGCUGUCUGCCCUUGUGAUUUUACUCAACCAGAAGCCUUCUGCCUCCUUUUCAUGGCCGCCUCAACCACUAAGCUACACGCCUGCUUCUGCCACCACUAUUGUGGAGGAUCAGCCGCCGCCGCCGCCGCCACCUCCGCCGCCGGUUGUGGAGAGCAUGAGAAAACACGUGGAUUCAGACAAACUAGACAUGGUGGAGGCGAGCUUAGCAAAAGCUCGAGCAAAUAUCCAUGAAGCUCAACGCAACAACGAAUCAUCAGACGACGCUGACUACGUCCCACAAGGUCCAUUCUACAGGAAUCCCAACGCUUUCCACAGGAGCUACUUGGAAAUGGAGAAUACAUUGAGGUUCUACAUAUACGAGGAGGGAGAGCCGCCACUGUUCCACUACAGCAAGAGCCUCGGGAUUCUCGGAAUCGAAGGCAUCAUCAUUCACCAGAUGGAGAUCAGCAAGUUCCGAACCCGAGACCCUCAAAAGGCCCACCUUUUCUUGGUACCACUCAGCGUGCAGUCCAUCGUCGCCUACGCUUAUGUUAGACACAACCGCGCUUGGGAUCCCCUGCAGAACAUCGCAAGAGACUACAUCAACCUCAUCUCCACCAACCACCCUUACUGGAAUCGAACUCUCGGACACGACCACUUCAUCAUCGGCUGCCAUGAUUGGACGCCGACGGUCUCUCGCGGUGUGGCGCACCUAUACAAGAACUCGAUAAGGGUGCUGUGCAACGCCAACACCUCGGAAGGGUUCAAGCCGGAGACGGACGUGUCGAUGCCGGAGAUACACCUCCCGGAGGGCACGACGGAGGGGUUGAUCGGAGGGCCGGGGGCGGAGAACCGGUCCAUCCUAGUGUUCUACGCGGGAGGCAUCCACGGGUACAUCAGGGAGGUCCUGAUGGAGAAGUGGAGAAACAGAGACAAGGAGGUUCAAGUGCACGAGUAUCUCCCGAAGAGCAUGUCGUACUACGGGAUGAUGAGGAGGAGCAAGUACUGCAUCUGCCCCAGCGGCUGGGAGGUGGCCAGCCCCAGAAUGGUGGAGGCCAUUUACAUGGGCUGCGUUCCGCUGCUGCUCAAGGACCACUACGCCAAGCCCUUCGACGACGUCUUGGAUUGGACUAAGUUUGCCGUUGAGGUGGAGGUCAAGGAUAUUCCUAACUUGAAGAACAUUUUGAAAGCUAUUCCACCACACCGCUAUGUGGAGAUGCAGAGGAAUGGUGUCAAAGUGAGGCGCCAUUUUGAGGUCAAUUUCCCCCCUAGACGCUAUGAUGUGUUCCACAUGAUUCUUCAUUCUGUGUGGCUUAGAAGAAUCAAUCUACAACUCCAUCAUGCUCAUUAACACCAAAAUUCACCAAAUUCUCCAUCAUCUUUGUACAUUCAAGUAACUGUUUUUUGCUUCUUAGUAAAUUAUGUUUUUUUCAUAA